CUAUUUUUAGCUUUCAUUCAGCCCGAGAGAGAGAGAGAGAAGGCCCCCUCUCUCUUUCUGUUCCCCUCUGAAGACAACCACCCCUUCUGGAUCUCUCUUUUCUCUCUAGCCGGAGAAACUUCUGGAGGUCUGACCACAGUAUUAAGACUGGGAGAGACCGCCAGGGUGGAGAAAGAUAUCAGACACAAGCUGUAGAGUGAAGAAGGAAUCACACAAACCAUCAGGCCAACAUGGCUCUGCUGUGCUACAACAAAGGCUGUGGACUGAAGUAUGACGCUGACAACAACAAGGAUGAUUCCUGCCUCUUCCAUCCAGGUGUCCCCAUCUUCCACGAUGCUCUGAAGGGUUGGUCCUGCUGUAAGAAGAGGACAACGGACUUCUCCGAGUUUCUCUCCAUUAAGGGUUGCACCCGUGGGCGCCACAGCAACGAGAAGCCCCGGGAGCCUCUGCGGCCGGAGGUGUCAUCAGAUAAGGGCGAGAUUAAACACACCAACGACCACGAGAUAAUCUACCAGGGACCCAAAUCUGCUGAGACACUGCAGAAGGAGAGGCCCAGUUCAGAUGAGGCCAAGACAAAGUUGCCCCACAAAGUAUCUGCGUCGCUGGCUCAGGUGCUGGAGAAACUGGACAUCAGCAAUAGAGCUGAGAAUGAGAAGAAAGAGAGUAAGGCGAUCAUGUUCGGGACCCGAUGCAAGAACGCAGGAUGCAAAACAGUCUAUCAAGGCCCAGAGACAGACAUGGAGGUCUGCACCCACCACCCCGGAGCGCCCGUCUUCCACGAGGGGUAUAAGUACUGGAGCUGCUGCUGCAUAAAGACAAUAGAUUUCAACGCCUUCCUGGACCAGAAGGGCUGCACCACAGGGAAACACCGCUGGGUCCCAAAGCAGGACAAGAAGAAGGUGGCGUGUCGAUACGACUGGCACCAAACAGGAAACAGUGUUGUUGUAACAAUUUAUGCCAAGAAUGCAAACCCAGAAUUUUGCUGCAUCGAAGCCAACCGGACAGUGCUCUCCUGUCAAAUCCAGUUUGAGAAUGAUAAGCUUUUCAAGAGAGAGUUCCGCUUCUGGGGCGUGGUCGAUGUUAAGCAGAGCUUUGUCAAUAUGGUCCCUUCCAAAGUGGAGAUCACCCUCCGCAAGGCAGACCAGGUGGCCUGGGGCAAACUGGAGGACCCCAACUACAAACCUGAGCCAGAGCCCGAGGACACAACUGAAAUCACAAAGUCAUUCCAUCCCGACCAUGACAUUGAUGAUGAUGACAUCAGUGACUCAGACGAGGAGUGGGCCUAUGAUACUGCAGAGAAUAAAAAACAGGAGAAUGUCACUGAUGGGCAGAACAAGAAAGAGGAAGGCUUGCAGAACUUUCAGAGGAAGGAGGUGGAGGAGGAGAUGAAGAAGGCGAUGGAGGAGAGGCAAAGAGCAGAGGAAGAGAGGAAGAAACUAGAGGAGCAAAGAAGGCAGGAGGAAGAGGGAGGAUACGAGGACAUGCCAGAUCUUGAGUAACUACUCUGAAAUAAAAGUUGAAGAUUGGCUCUAAUUUGCAUUAGCAAGGCAGAAAAUACAUAAUUGAUAAAGACAUUUAAUAUUCAAUGUUAAAAAAACCUGUUUCAAAAAUAAUUAGAUUCCAGCUGUUUUGUAACAAAAGAAAUCCAAAUGAAAUAGUAUACUUUGCCAACACUACUUCUGGAUGUUCUUACUGGGAAAUGUAAUUAUUUCUAUCUACGGAUGCAUGGUAUUGGUCGAAAUUGUCUUUAAAACAAACAGAUUUGACCAACAUGCUUUUUCUUAUUUUGCACAAUUAAUAAUAUACAUUGAAAAGCAUUCUAUUUAAUGUCUCCAUCUGCUGGUGGGCCAUCAUAAUAAUAAUAAUAAUAAUAAUGUUAAUACCACUAUAAAAACACUUGAUGAUCACUAAAAUUAGCUGAUGAAAAAAGUGGAUAUAUCAAUAUCCACAUCAGUUAUCAGCAUCACCAAAAUAAUCCAAUAUUCUGCAUCCCUAGUUACAUCUUUGGCUAUCAAACACACUGGAUCCUUCAUGUGUAAUUUCAUUACAAUGCUCUAAAUAGUAAGUGGUCUUAUCUUAAAAUGUUAAAUUAUUCAACUGAAUGUACCCUAAAUGAGAAAUAAAGACUCUUUCUAUGGCAAAA
This is a messenger RNA of Epinephelus fuscoguttatus (brown-marbled grouper), 2143 nucleotides long. RefSeq lists its product as uncharacterized. The record is from RefSeq and is a predicted model, not a curated record. The transcript is spliced from 11 exons. The coding region runs from base 231 to 1499 and encodes 422 amino acids. Lineage: Eukaryota; Metazoa; Chordata; Actinopteri; Perciformes; Serranidae.